UUCUGCCCACCCUAGAGAUGCCCCUUUGCAGGCAGUAUGUAAGGCAGUGCCCACGACAGUCUGGAAAAUUAACCGACAGGUUCUAAAGAAUGAGAGUGUGUUCCUGUGGCCAGUUGGCACUUGGCUGGUCCUCCACCCUAAGUGCUCUGGCCUCGUUUUCAUCAUUGGUGUGCACAGAGUAGAUUCGCAUCACUUCAGUUGCCCUCAUCCUCUCUUGCAGAAUUACCCUCUUUACAUCCGCAGUGUCCCCACGGAGAAUGAGCUGAAGUUCCACUACAUGGUGCACAUGUCCCUGGACGUGGUGGAUGAGAAGAUCUCUGCAAUGGGGAAGGCCCUGGUGGACCAGAGGGAGCUUUACCUGGGCCUGCUGUACCCCACGGAGGACUACAAGGUAUACGGCUACGUGACCAAUUCCAAGGUGAAGUUUGUUAUGGUGGUGGAUUCUUCCAACACAGCACUUCGUGAUAAUGAGAUUCGCAGUAUGUUCCGGAAGCUGCACAAUUCCUACACUGAUGUGAUGUGUAACCCCUUCUAUAACCCAGGGGACCGCAUUCAGUCCAGGGCCUUCGAUAGCAUGGUGACAUCUAUGAUGAUACAGGUCUGUUGAGUGAGAAGAUUGCUGCCUGUUGAUUGAAGAGAAGUGUUUUGUACAUAACUGUGUUGUGUAGAUGUGUAUUUAUUAUCAUUUACCCCACAUGGAUGCAAGGCCAGGUGGGGUGCAUGUCAACUAAAGGUUUUGUGACAUCA
Molecule: messenger RNA, 747 nt
Organism: Myotis davidii
Lineage: Eukaryota; Metazoa; Chordata; Mammalia; Chiroptera; Vespertilionidae
Gene: TRAPPC2L
Product: trafficking protein particle complex 2-like
Exons: 4
Coding region: 278-607 (109 amino acids)
Biological process (GO): endoplasmic reticulum to Golgi vesicle-mediated transport
Cellular component (GO): cytoplasm; TRAPP complex; nucleus
Source: RefSeq, a predicted model, not a curated record